GCAUUUAAUUAGACGAAGCUUUAUGACUGACACGACUAACAGGUGCUGUUCUGUUUCCUCUGACAUGAGUCAGCAACCUGUGCUCUUGUUGAGAGUGCGUUUGGGAAGCUGAUGAACGGCAUCCAAGAAUCCUGCAUGAAUAUUUAAUUGGAAAGAGGAUGCGACUUUAAUUGUGUUUGCGGGUGACGGGCCGCAUGAUAAUCCCAAUACAGUCAUCAGAGCAGAACCACAGCAGGAGCCCCGACUGACUCACUGCUCCUCAGUCACUCACUCACUCACACUAUAAAAUGCCUUCGAGGAGACAAAUAGUUGGACUGACACAGGGGGCUGUGUAAAGACGGAGGAGGAGGAAGCCGCGAGCUCCGAGGAAGACUCGAGCUCGUUUCGUGGAAGUGGGGUCUGCAAAUGGUUUAAUGUGCGGAUGGGCUUCGGCUUUCUGUCCAUGACCCAUCGGGAGGGCAUCUGUCUGGACUCACCCGUGGAUGUGUUCGUCCAUCAGAGCAAGCUUCAUAUGGAGGGCUUCCGCAGUCUGAAGGAAGGAGAAGCUGUGGAGUUCACCUUCAAAAGGUCCUCUAAGGGUCUGGAGUCCUUAUGGGUGACGGGGCCAGGCGGGGCACCGUGUGUAGGCAGCGAGAAGAAACCCAAGGGAACCCAAAAACGCCGUUCAAAAGGAGAUCGAUGCUUCAACUGUGGAGGGCCGAAUCAUCACGCCAAAGAAUGCCAGCUGCCCCCUCAGCCAAAAAAGUGCCAUUUUUGCCAAAGCAUCACCCAUGUGGUGGCCAACUGUCCAAUCAAAGCACAGCAGUUGUCACCGGGAUCUCAGGGGAAAUCAACAGCCUCCACUACAGGAGAAGAAGAGGACAUGAGCCACACCCCCUUCCCUCCCGACAGCUCUGAUUAGUCGGGGAAGGUUGUCAGGGAAACACAAGCACCAAUCAAAAAGCUUCAAUGGAAAGCUGCUUUUGGAACUAACUCAGGUUUUUCUUUUUCAAACAGCAGAAAUGAAUGUCGCCGCUCACUUUUGUACUUUAGUCAGGAAAUUAACACCAGUUCAAACUAAUAUAGAAUAUGAUACUUAGAAAAAUGUGAUCACCAUCAUAUCCAUCUUUAUUUUUGACAGUCAUCUCAGUAAAAUGUCUGCACCGCAGCUUUGCGAUCUGCGAAUUCACACAAUUGAUUUGGGAUGAACCAGAUAUUUCAGAUGGAUAAUCAUGAAACAGAGGGCAGACCUCACAAAAACAUCAAAUUCAGAAAUUAUAUUUUGCUUAAAUGACUUUUAUUUUCAGCCUUAGCUAGCAAAGUGUCUUAGAUUUGUACUGAAACAAUCGAAACGCAUCAUGUUUACUUAUUGUAAUAGGCCUGGAUGUUUGUGAUGCUGGUGAAAUGCAUCUCUCUCUUGCUUUGAGAUGGCAAAAUCAGAGCUGUUAUUCAAUCUGACUUGCCUUUUUCUUUUUCUUCCUGAUGCUGUCGGAGACUUCUUCUGAUUGUGGUUUACACAGGCCAAGUGAAUGUUAAAAUGCUGUGUUUGUGCAUAUCUUACCUCAGCCUCUCUGUAUCAUCAGUGGAAAUAUUUGGACUGCACUGUCAUUAGUUAGUUACUUUUUAAUGCUGUGUCAUUGUAAGGCUCGAUCUUAUUUAAAGAUCUGGGAAAUUCUAGGCCAAGUCCAGAAGAAAUCCACCAUAUUCCCAACUGGUACUUGAAAACUAGAGCCAAGACAACAGCACAUGUUUUUAUGAUAAUCCUUAUGUAACGUCAUAUGAGACACUGGUGAGGUAUCAGGUUUGUUGAAGCUUAUUCCAAGAGGAGAUCCUGACUAACUCGAUCUCACUUUAUUGUAAAUAACAAACUGUAAACUAUUUUGAAACCACUGUUAUUUAUUUGUAGCCACACAAACUGACCUCAGACUCUGUGAUGCUGCGAUUGACUCAGUUUGCUCUCAGUCACAACAAGAGCUGAAUCCUUCUGAUAAUUAGUUCAUAGUUAAAUGUUUUAUCUGUAGUAGGGAAUUGAUUGACAGCUGGUGACUAGAAUCAACAGUGUUUAAACUAUGCUGAGAAGAAUUUUGAUGCACUAAUUUUUAUUUUUGGCCUAAAACAGUGAUUUCAAAAUAUUUUUGUAUGAUUUAUCCCCAUGACUGCAUGAAGUUCAGGUUUGUUCUCGUUUUAACGGGGAGCAACUGAGCAGUCAGGCUUCACUGUGUUUGAGGAAAGUGUCUAGUCUUUGGCAAAUGAAAGCAUAAUAAAUCGUGUGUUUAGCCUUUUUGUAUAUUUGACAUGAUCCUCAAACUUUCAGAAACUCAGUGGAUGGAUAAAUGCACAUUUGUCCCAUUCUUGCAGCAAAGCACAACUGGUUUGGUUUCAAGCACUGUGUGUGUUUGAGCACAGGUUGAAUGUUACAAUGGUUGGUUAGUAACCUCAAAACUAACGGCACAUCACUGCUCCACAUGAGUGUUUUGCUGUUUGAAGGCUGAUUUGGCCCUCAGAAUAACCUGAAAUGGUUUUAGUAUGUUUUUGCAUGGAAGUAGGAGUUAGAAUAGUUGGAUAUAGUGUUGCAAACUUGAAGUUUUCAGUUUAAAGGAUGUGAAAGGUUUCUUUCAAAUUGAUAAGAUUGUAUUCUAUCUCAGUUCAUGCCAUUAUUGUAUAUUCCUUUAUCAUUUCAAUAUUGUAUUGUAUUGUUUCUUUUUUUUAUCUUUAUUUAAAAUGAGAACAAGAUGCAUUACUUGUUUUGAAUCUAUACAAAUCUACCUCAGGGUGUGUUGACAUGUAUUAAAUGGACAUUGUUACCAGAACACUGUCCAGUUAAGUGUGUGUGUGUGUGUGUGAGAGAGAUAAGUGAGUGUGUGCUUUAGUUUUAUUUUUCUAGGUUUAAUGUAUUUAAUUAGAGACGUGCGAUAGUUUGCAAUGUAGCUGCACUGUUUAAACUCAGUUUUGGUCAAAUGUGUGUAAAUUUGUGGUUUACAUUUAGGCCAACUGGCAGGAGAAGUGCAUCUGUAAUAUCGCUCCAGUACGCUUAUAAUUUUUUUUUUUUUUUUUUUACUGUAAUGUACUCUGAGAUUGUUAACUCAGGAAUAUGUUAAUUAUUUCUUGUUUGGUUUUAAUUAAUGAAGAGGAUAAUCAGUGUUGGUGACCUUGAUUGUUUUAUUAUUAUAAUUAUUCUCAUUUUUUGUUGCUCGCUGAUGCUUAGGGCUCCAGAUGCUGCACAAAUAUGAAGCCCUGCUCAUGUUCAGUUUGUGUGUACUUCAGUCAUCUUGUGUUGUCAUUCAGGACUGUUUGUUACACGUGUGUUUUAUAAAGGCAAAUACGUUUAGUGUUCCAGUGACUAAAGAAUGUAGCCACAUUGAAUACGGAAAAAAAAUAGGUGGAGCUCUGUUUAUGGAGUUUCCUCUGCUGUGAUCCAUGUUGAGUGGUUUCAGAGAGAACACUUUGAUUUUCAGUUCAUCGUGACAAAGCAUGCAAAGAAUGAUGUGCCCAAAAAUGUGGUUUAGUGUUAACAUUGACAACUGCUUUCUAGUGAAUAAAUAUCUUUUUAUGA
Messenger RNA from Cyprinus carpio (common carp), 3532 nucleotides. Its product is annotated as protein lin-28 homolog A-like. The coding region runs from base 422 to 901 and encodes 159 amino acids. The transcript has 4 exons. Gene Ontology annotation, molecular function: nucleic acid binding; zinc ion binding. The record is from RefSeq and is a predicted model, not a curated record. NCBI's taxonomy places the organism in Eukaryota, Metazoa, Chordata, Actinopteri, Cypriniformes, Cyprinidae.